GAUCGGUUCAUCAUAAGUAUAUGGAAUAACAACUGCGACUGUCGCCGGAGCCGCGCCGCUCGGAAGCGAAUUUGCGUCUGUUACCGCUGCGACUCUUGACGCAGCUGCCGUUGCGUCAGAGCCGCUUUGCUCGGAAAUCCAGCUUACUCAACUGGUGCUCUCCAUGGCGUCCAACGUGUAAAACAAGGUCACUUAUUUAAGAUCAUCUCUGGCCCAUCUAUUGUUUUAUUUUUCUUCUCGGGCUUCACUGGCUGGCACCCCGGGCCGCCAUGGAUCCCCAUGUGAUGUUGGACGUUAAAUGAAAUAACUACCCAACAAGCAAAAUAAUCCUGGCAUGUGAUUUUAUAGUCCUGUUUGGACUUAUAUGGCUACUAUAAUGGUUUCAGAAUAUGCCACCGCACUUAUAUCAGCAUAUAUUAAUCUUGUUUUUACUCAAGUACGCUUACUCUUACAAUUUGGACUUAUAUCGGUAUAUAGGAUCACAAUUCAUGGCUACUACUGGACUUAACCUCCUAUAAGAGCAUGUAUUAAGAUUAAUUACUCUCAAGAGGAACUACUCCGACAACCCAGACUUAUAUGCGCAUAUAGGAUAUCGCUUUAAGCGCAUUUUAAUCUCCAGGCUCCUAUAUGAGCAUAUUCGAGGAAAAUAUGCACUGAGGAACAAUCACUCUUUUUAGUCUUACUUAUAGUCUCAUAUAAGCAUUUUUUCUGUGACCAAUAUAAGUCAAUUCAAUUUAGACUACUAAAGAGCACUUAGGUUUAAAGUUUGUAAUUCAUAUUAACAUCAAAUGGAUUUUAUUCCAUAGAAAAGAUAUAAUCGAAUAAAUCUAAAAAACCCUCGUCGGAAAUCUUUAAAGGCUACUUUUGAUCGAAAUAACCUAUAUAAGCAAAAGCGAGCUUAUGACGGUUUCACAAAUCCGGAAAAACUUAUAUCACGACUCUGUAGGCAAAAACACACUUUAUAUGGGUUUAUCAUAUGCCGAUAUAAGCCAAGGUCGAUUUACAGAGGCAUUCCACAGUAGCAUUAUAAUCUAAAAAAUCCAGAAUAAUCCUGGUUAGAACCCUAAUAAGGCCAAUUUUGCUUUAAAUCACCAAUAUAAGAAAAAAUGAGCUUUAAACGGUUUUACGAAUCCAGAAAAGCUUAUAUCAGGACUCGUUAGGCAAAAAUGCACUUAAUAGGGGUUUGUCAUAUGCCGAUAUAAGCCUGGGUAGAUUUAAAUGGGUAUUUCAUAGUAGUGCUAUCGUCUUAGAAACCUUAAAUCAAUCCUGGCUAGAACUCUUCAAAUGCCACUUUUUCUGGAAACAACCGAUAUAGUCGAAAACACGAUUUGAAUGGUUUUCCAAAUCUUACUGUAGGAUUUGUGGCCAGCCAUUAUUGAUCACUCAUAAUUCACGAUUUGUUCUUUGUUGUUCUGAAUGAUAUAAAAAUGGAUUUAGAUCAGUGGAAGCGGUUUAAAAAGAGUGGUUCUUAUAAACGAAAGGUUAAGAAAACCUACCAGGAAAUGUUAACCGGAGUGAGCACUGACUUUUUAAAUUUAUCGGGUAAAGACUGCAUCGCAAAUUCAGGUGAGGGUUCCGGACAAAAUAACUUUAGUAGUACUUCGGAUGGAAGGGGUUCGGACUAUGAAAGCAAUAAUGAAAAAUCAUCAAGCGAUUAUGAAAGCGAUGAAAAGGAGGAAAAUCUUUCUGAUUACAACAAAAAUUUCGAAUUGCGUUAUUCUAUGAAAAACUGGGCUUUAAAUUACAAUAUUUCUCAUGCUGCUUUGAACUCUUUACUUCAAAUUGUAAAUAUCAGAUUAAACGACGUUUUACCUCGAGAUGCGCGAACACUUCUAGGCACAAACAGAGAAAACCUACAAAUUACCAUUUCAGCCCCAGGACACUACUGGCACAAUGGCCUGAUCAAAUGUUUGAAAAGAAUUUUCGAAAAUGUUUCGUGUCUACCAAAUGAAAUUUCUCUAAACAUAAAUAUUGAUGGACUACCAGUUUUCAAUAGUUCGCGAUACCAAUUUUGGCCCAUAUUGUGUACCGUCUUCGAGAUACCAAAUUUGGCUCCGUUUGUUGUUGGUAAGUAACAAAACAUCUUUAUUAACUUAAAGUAGGUACUUAAAAAGUAGUAGUAGUGUUUUUCUUAUGAUACUUACUUAUACUUACCUAUUUAUUUUUAACAGGUAUCUAUGCCGGAGAUGGAAAACCAUCGGACCUAGACUCAUUUUUGAAGCCUUUCGUGACAGAAAUGAAGCAACUUGAAGAAGGAUUAAUACUUAACGCUGCUCAUGACUCAAACGAAGAAAAAAUUAUCCACGUAAAACUGAGAGCUUUUAUCUGUGAUUCACCAGCUAGAGCAAUGAUAAAAGGUGUUUCAAAUUUCAACAGCAAACAUGGCUGUCUAAAAUGUACAGUCGUCGGAGAAUAUUCCCAUAAAUCGAAUACUGUGACAUUUAUUGAGUGUCACAGUUCUAAAAGAAACAACGGUGACUUUCGUGCGAAGAAGUAUGGACAACAUCACAAGAAAGACUCACCGCUACUUAGCUUAAACAUCGACAUGAUUGAAGAUUUUCCAGUAUCGGACUCGCUGCACUUGAUAGAUCUUGGGUUGAUGAAGAGGCUUCUGAUAGGUUGGAGGGAUGGAAAUUUCGGGAAAUAUUUAACAAAAUGGAAUGCGCAAAAUAUUGAGAAGGUUAACAGCUUUUUAAAAAGUUGUAUUAUGCCUAAAGAGAUACACCGGUCAGUAAGAACCGUCGAUGUUUUAGCUCACUGGAAAGGGUCUGAGUACCGUUGUUUUUUUUACUAUCUCAGUUUUAUAAUACUUCAAGAAGUCCAAAGAGCGGAACCUUAUAAUCAUUUCAUGCAUUUAUUUUGUGCAAUCACUAUUUGCUCCAAUGAUAGUUAUUUCCAUUUACUUCGUAUCGCUGAGGAAAUGUUAAAACACUUUGUUGAACAAUUCAAAACCAUUUAUGGGAAAGACUAUAUAACAAGCAACAUACAUAAUCUCUUACAUUUGGUUGAUGAAGUAAAAAAAUUUGGGAUUCUCCAAAAUUUCAAUGCAUAUUGCUUUGAAAAUAAACUUUACUCCAUAAAAAAAAUGGUAAGGCAAGGAAAUAAAGCACUUCAACAAGUCGCAAACAGAAUUAAUGAAAUGUCGUUAAUGGAUAUAGAAAAGCUAAAUGAAAACAAGAAAUAUCCGGCACUAAAGAAAGGAAAAUGCAGAAAAUCUGGCUUAAUAUUAGAAUUAGGGACGUUUAUAUUGUCAGCAAAGAAACAAGAUAAAUGGUUUCUAACUAAAUCAAACCACGUGGUGGAGUUUGUAUCGGUUAAUUUUAAAAAUAAUGGGAAUCAAGAGCAGGAAAUAGAAAUACAUGGCUAUCAUAUAAUAAACACCCAAAAUGCCUUUGAAGAACCCUUAAGCUCAUCGUUUUUCAACAUUUGUAAAUGUGAUUGCAGAGAAAUGAUUAAAAUAAAAACUGUGUAUAAAGUUGCAGACAUAAAGUGUAAGUUUGUAAGUGUGUUAUUCAAUAAUUUUAUAUAUUUAGUGCCAUUACUUCAUACUCUGUAGUUUAUGGUUUUAAUAAAUAAGACAAAUUUACAAAAAUUUAA
Cydia pomonella (codling moth) is the source of this 3597-nucleotide messenger RNA. RefSeq lists its product as uncharacterized. Bases 2237 to 3556 code for a protein of 439 amino acids. The transcript is spliced from 2 exons. Lineage: Eukaryota; Metazoa; Arthropoda; Insecta; Lepidoptera; Tortricidae. The record is from RefSeq and is a predicted model, not a curated record.